AUGCGAGAUAGGGACGAUGGUGGAUUGGACCAGAGUGCUUCCUUAGAGGCAAAGAGAGCCAAGAAGACUCUGUGUAUUUUGAAGGACGAGCUGGCAGAGUUUGCUGAGAUAUUGGAUAAUCAGUCACUGACCUGUAAGCCUUCAGGAACAAACACUGAAGCUCCUAAGGAUAUCCCUGAACAGAGCUUCUCUUAUGCCCAGGAGACUCUGCUGGGUAGAGCUGGCUGCUCCUCUCUGGACACACAAGGGGUUCCCAGUCAACAGCUACACCUCAGCAAUCAGCCUUUAUCUCCUACAUCUUCUGUGGAGCACUUUGACAGGGACAGGACUGAGAGAGGGCAAAGCCAGUAUGCAAGCCCCUGCCUUCAGCACCAUGUUUAUAGUGUGCAUGGAGUGAGGCAGCAGCAGGAGGAGCAGAAGAAUAGUCCUCACUCACCAUUGCAAGGACAGCAGCAGAAUGGUUGGCAGUGUCAUCUACAGCAGCCUCAACAGCCUCAGCAUUGUCAAGAGAAGCUGCAGUUCCAGCACCCAAGUCAUGGGGAUCUAGGGCAGCAGUUGCCCUCUCUUCAGUCCCAGGAGCAGAGUUGGUAUCCUCAAAAUAACGGAGGGUCAUUGCGUUCUCAGCUGCAACAGGCACCUUCCCAAACAGUGGCCAGGUCUCCACCACUGCCUCUGGGGCAAGAUAUGCAGCAUGGAGCUGCAGAGCAACCCUGGGCCCAACAGCAACAGCUUUGGGAUAAGUGGUCUGCUAGGUCCCAUGGCUGGGAAUAG
This is a messenger RNA of Trichechus manatus latirostris (Florida manatee), 771 nucleotides long. RefSeq names its product adenylate cyclase, terminal-differentiation specific-like. The transcript is spliced from 4 exons. Bases 1 to 771 code for a protein of 256 amino acids. The record is from RefSeq and is a predicted model, not a curated record. Lineage: Eukaryota; Metazoa; Chordata; Mammalia; Sirenia; Trichechidae.